Molecule: messenger RNA, 486 nt
Organism: Micromonas pusilla CCMP1545
Lineage: Eukaryota; Viridiplantae; Chlorophyta; Mamiellophyceae; Mamiellales; Mamiellaceae
Exons: 1
Coding region: 1-486 (161 amino acids)
Biological process (GO): mitochondrial respiratory chain complex III assembly
Source: RefSeq, a predicted model, not a curated record
AUGCUCGCCGCGAGCGGCUCGCGCCUCGCCGCGCGCGCGCUCUGCGGCGCGCGAGGGACGCUGGUUCGCCCGUUCCACGCGUCGUCCACGGUCGCGGAUCUGCGCACGGACGGCGGCGGCGAGGCGGAGGACUUCAUCGACGUCCACCUCGACAAAGCGUCCAGGGACGGCGCGAGGAAAGGCGCGUCGAUCACGCCACACCAGCUCCUCACGACCAAACGCGAGGCGCUGUCGCUGUACCGCGCGGUGUGGCGCGCGUCCUUCUUGUUCGUGUGGAAGAACGAGAAGGGCGAGGACUGGAAGACCCUCAUACGCGAGAGCGCGAGGAAAGAGUUCGAGGCUGGCAGGCACGAGACGGACCCGGAGAUGAUCAACAAGCUCCUGCUCACGGGGCGGGACUACCUCGAUCAGGCGAUGCAGAAGUUCCACGACAAGAGGCAGGCGAUCAUCGACGAGGAGAACAAGAAAAGGGGGGCGGGACGGUAG